Molecule: messenger RNA, 500 nt
Organism: Saccostrea cuccullata (small rock oyster)
Lineage: Eukaryota; Metazoa; Mollusca; Bivalvia; Ostreida; Ostreidae
Product: hepatic lectin-like
Exons: 4
Coding region: 1-498 (165 amino acids)
Source: RefSeq, a predicted model, not a curated record
AUGAAAUGGUGGCAUCACGUAGGGAAGCUUAAACCGAUAUUUAUACCAUUGACAAUCGUUACAUUCAACCUACAACUCUCCGUUCUAAUUAGGUCCACGAGCUUGGCAACUUUAACGUCAAUUUUACUCUCACUCGCAUACGCACGCUUCGUAUGCAUGGAGUGUAAGCAGUUUGGUGCAAAACUAGUCGAAAUAGAAACAAAGGAAGAAAACGAUUUUCUGAAACAAAGAAUCAGCAUAUAUGAUGACGAGUCUCUGUCAUAUCAUGAAUACAAGAAAUUCUGGAUCGGUGGAACAGACAGAAACAGAGAGGGAAGUUUUUUCUGGGCCUCUACCGGAAGUUCCUUGACGUUCACGGACUGGGACAGAGGAGAACCCAAUGAUGAAGAUAGCGUUGAGGACUGCAUUGAAAUCUCCACAUUUCAAACAAGAACCGGGACAUGGAAUGACAACAACUGUGCCUUAAAAUAUCAUUACAUUUGUGAAAAAUCUUGUUAAUA